AAAGAAAGCUCUAUUCUCAAGUCAAAAAGAAUAUUCAAAUAUUUAAUUGAUCUUAAAACAAAUAAUUCGUUGAAGAUCAUAUUUACGUUGCGACAAUGGGCGCGAUUUAGUAAGGUACCUAAAUGUCCUGUCGCCAUGCAUUUCGUGAGGUAGUCGAUGACCUCAGUUGGAGCUAUUUGUUCCAGUUCCCAUCAUUCGCAAGUGAAGCAAGCACUCAGUCCUGUCAACAAUCUUAUUACACAUGCUGCACCAAUAAAUCCAGUCCAGUGAUUUAGCCAUGCCAGUUCAACUCAGAAGUAGGCCCGGAGCACCAGGUCCUAAAGCCUGUUGCUCAACAACUCCAUUCAGAGUUCCUUCAACAGUUAAUACUGAGAACAGUUCAGACUCAGCUCUGCUAUUUAAACUGCCGCCUGAGGUUCUCGCCAUGAUCUUCGACCAAGCACCACAGGUGGACAAGAACAUGUUAGCGAUGACUUGCAAAAGUUUACUCGCCACUUCGAGGCUGUGCGGCCUCUCUGUACCUCUUCGCGAAUCGCACAUGGCCAUUUGGAAUCGGCCUGACUCUUCACACUCUGUGAUUCCCUGCUCAUGUUUGAACAUGGGCGAUUUACUCCGAAGGUUUCGACCAAGAGAUGCACGUGGUCGACCAAGUCGGGCGUGGAGUUGGUGCCUGGACUGCUGUAGGUACCUCCCGACAAGACGAGGAUGGUGGGAACGUCGAAUGAAAAGAGAGUCUAUUGGGAGAUCACGAGAUGAGUUGUCAAAUCGUGAACCGAGUAUUGAUUGGUUCAGUCGCGGACUCAAACAGCAGUGCCCUAUUUGUUACCUGAACGACCAAUCAACUUACUAAAAUUUGACAACUUAAAAGUAUGAAGAUGAUAGAUAGUCAAGCAUACAUUUUGCGGCCAUUUCUUAUGAUCCUUUAACUUUAAUUUUUUAUGAACAAACGAACUUAAAGACCUCCGAAACAGAAAUUACCAGUAACGUUCUCACGCUUGUGCAUAUCGUACAAACACAAACACUACAACUGAACCAGCCCAAUUCUCAACUAUGAGAUGCAACACUAUAAAUAUCUAGAUAAGAUGUCUCAAAACACUGUAUCGAUUAAAGCUGUUACGCACUGGAAUGGUGUUGACCGGGCUCAUGGGGC
Messenger RNA from Fusarium redolens, 1150 nucleotides. RefSeq lists its product as uncharacterized. The transcript is spliced from 2 exons. Lineage: Eukaryota; Fungi; Ascomycota; Sordariomycetes; Hypocreales; Nectriaceae. The coding region runs from base 278 to 850 and encodes 190 amino acids. The record is from RefSeq and is a predicted model, not a curated record.